Molecule: messenger RNA, 2842 nt
Organism: Cuculus canorus (common cuckoo)
Lineage: Eukaryota; Metazoa; Chordata; Aves; Cuculiformes; Cuculidae
Gene: GJA10
Product: gap junction protein alpha 10
Exons: 3
Coding region: 210-1511 (433 amino acids)
Biological process (GO): cell communication
Cellular component (GO): connexin complex
Source: RefSeq, a predicted model, not a curated record
ACUGAGCGAUCUUGGCAUCCAGCUACAAAGAACCGAGAAAUCUGCUCAGUAGACUCUUGCUUUGGCUCUUGGGGAAAAAAAAAAGGAUGUCCUAGCAGUGUCGAAGGACAGUCUCUGAGUUAUGGCGAUCAGCAGCGCUGCGUGUUCCUUCUGCGAUGCUCUAAGAUAGACUAACCACGCGAUUUGUCCUGAGAUAUGAACUCCUGACCAUGGGGGACUGGAACCUGUUGGGCAGCAUCCUUGAAGAAGUGCACAUCCACUCCACCAUAGUUGGCAAAAUCUGGCUCACAAUCCUGUUUAUAUUCCGGAUGCUGGUGCUGGGAGUGGCUGCUGAAGAUGUCUGGGAUGAUGAGCAGUCUGAGUUCGUCUGCAACACGGAACAACCCGGCUGCAGCAAUAUCUGUUAUGACAAAGCCUUCCCCAUCUCUUUGAUCAGAUACUGGGUACUGCAGAUCAUAUUUGUCUCUUCUCCAUCACUAGUUUACAUGGGCCAUGCACUCUACAGGUUAAGGGCUCUUGAGAAAGAGCGACAGAAGAGAAAAGCCCACCUGCGGGCUCAGCUAGAAGAUCUAGAGUCCCUGCCCGAGGAACACAGGAGAGUGGAGAGGGAACUGCGUAAGCUGGAGGAACAGAGGAAAGUGAACAAAGCACCCCUGAGAGGGUCCCUGCUGCGCACCUAUGUCCUGCAUAUCCUUACCCGGUCAGUGGUCGAAGUGGGCUUUAUGAUAGGUCAGUAUCUUUUAUACGGGGUUCACAUGUCCCCCCUUUACAGAUGCACUCGGCCCCCUUGCCCUAACACGGUGGAUUGUUUUGUGUCCCGACCCACAGAGAAGACCAUCUUUAUGGUCUUCAUGAACAGCAUCGCCGCCGUCUCCCUUUUCCUCAACAUCCUAGAAAUCGCCCACCUGGGCCUCAAGAAGGUCCAGAAGAGCCUCUGCGGGCGGCCGUGGUGGCUGGAAGGCCCCUGCGAAGAGGAGAGCAUCCUCUACAACUCCAAGAAGAGCUCCGUGGUGCCGCCGAGCUGCCCGGCCACCGCCCCCCCUCCGCCGCCCCCCGCUCCCGCGCCCUCUCCCACAGGGCCGCCGGACCGUCAGCACCGCGGACAGCUCCGCGGCGCGCCACCUCCCCGGCGCCGCCCCAGCGCAGCUCAGCACCACGGACAGCAGCAGCCUCCCUCCUCCAGCAGCGAGGAGGCGCCGCGGGGGCCGCGCAGGCAGAGCCGGGGCAGCGACCCGGAGGAGGAGCGCGGGGACUCCGCGGGCAGCGGGCACUGCCCGGGCACACGCAAGUCCAGCUGCCUCUCCCGCGGCCUCACCGGGAGCCGGGCGGGCAGCGACAGCGAGAGCCCAGCCUCCCACGGCGGUGUCUCCGACCCCAGCCCCGGCUCCGUCUCGGGUGGGAAGAGCCAGGUGGAAGGCAGCCCGGCCGGCAGUCCGCUCCCCGCCGCCGCCACGGGGCGCCGAGUGUCCAUGAGCAUGCUACUAGAACUAUCAUCUAUUAUGAAAAAGUAAUGACUUUCCGAAGAGAAGAGAUAAAUUAAGAAUUGAGCACAAACCACCUUCAGCAGAAAGAUAAAAAGCAGAUUAUCUGUUGCUAUAUGUUCCCUGCCACUGCUGCUACGAUGUUAAAUUCAUAACAUAGUUUAAGAAAGCAAGCACUUUCUUCCUCUGUUUUACACCAGCCCCAACCAUACUGUACUCUAAUUGCUGGUGUUAACGGGUAGCUUGCUCCACAACUCCAGAUUUUUCACAUGCGGACUGAGCCUGAUCUGGUUAGUGUGUGCUGCUGCUGCAGAAAUAGCCUUGUGUCUUUGGGAGAACGUUUUGGGAUGUACAACUUGUUGUGCAUGCUAGUAGUGUUCAUAUCAGUAGCCAGCCUGAUCCAUAGAUCUUCAAGGCAGCAGAGGACCCAAGGCACCUACAAGACAGGGUUAGUUUGAUUUGAAAGGAACUUGGAAGGCUAUGUGGCCUCUGUCUCCCCAGGCUUCAGCAGCCAAUGAAUAAAAGAUGGAGACACACUCAAGGAAUCUGAAAGGACAGAGAAUUUAAGAGAGAAAAAAUAAAAAAGCUGAAGAACAUGCUGCUGUUCACCUGGCUGUGCUAAUGCAGUCCCCAAGCUCUGAUAGAGACUUUCCAUGCUAAUGUAGCAUCUUCAUAGCUAAUUCUUUCAGCUUCAAAAUUGAAACUAAGCAAAUCCAAGCAAUUUAUUUUAAGUGCGAAACAUCUGUGCUUUUCUUCAGUUUGCUGUCAAGAAGAUCUGCAAGGUAUCACCUCAGGUUCAUGAAAAUCUUACUCCUUUCACUCUGUCUUUAGUUCAUAAAGAGGAACUGAAAGAUAAACAAAGCCAAAAGGAGCUCAUUUUCACUUUGCUAGGACAGACUAGCUCUGGAGGGUUGGAUUUCUGGAGCCCAAGAAAGCAGUUCUUUCCACUUGUGUGUCUGGAAAAUAAAGCAACUUACUCUGACUGUCCCUGACCCUGUUUCUGUCCAUAUGCUUUUGGCUGCUUUUAUCUGACAAGCUUAUCAUAGCUGCAUUUGUUAUCACUUCAAUGGCAAGCAAUGCUUGGAACAAGCUCAUUUGCUGUGCCAAUUUCCCUAUGCAUAAUCCUCUAUGGCUUGACAACUCUAAGGCAAGGCUAGCAGGAAGCAAGGAAAAAAAAAGAGUCAAGAUUGCUUGAGAUUACCGUGGUUUUGUUCCAGUGCAUGAUUUACAUUCAUAUUCUGCCUCACUACAUUGAGAGUUUGCUGUGCAUUUGUUUAGUAUUUUAAGGCAAAAAAAGGAAAUACUUAAGAUGGUGGCCAAUAAGUGCCAGCAACAACUGAUCAGGGAUGGAGAAACAGCUU